Molecule: messenger RNA, 8163 nt
Organism: Prinia subflava (tawny-flanked prinia)
Lineage: Eukaryota; Metazoa; Chordata; Aves; Passeriformes; Cisticolidae
Gene: SLC17A8
Product: solute carrier family 17 member 8
Exons: 12
Coding region: 405-2168 (587 amino acids)
Biological process (GO): transmembrane transport; regulation of synapse structure or activity; neurotransmitter loading into synaptic vesicle
Cellular component (GO): synaptic vesicle membrane; excitatory synapse
Molecular function (GO): neurotransmitter transmembrane transporter activity; L-glutamate transmembrane transporter activity
Source: RefSeq, a predicted model, not a curated record
UGCACCGAGGAUGAGCCCCAGCGAGCCAGGCUGAGGUUUGCCUGUGGAGCAGGCAGCACGUCCUGCCCAGGGACGCUGGCCCUCGGCAGCACCUGCAGCUCCCAGCGGCAGCCCCUGGGCCAGCUGCCCCGCACAGGUACCGACCAAGCGCAGCAGAGCUGCUCCAAGGACCACGCCAAGCCCCUGAGUGUUUCUGAGGGGGCUUCACUCCACAGCUUUUCCCUUCUGGCUUUGCAAGGUCUGACUUCUUUUAUUACUAUUUUUUGAUCUGCUCCUGUCUUGAGCAACUGGUUGUUGUUGCGGAGGUCACCGAGGACUGGUGGAGGCUCCUGACUGGCGUUGGGAACUAUGACAGCAGAAGUGAAUGCUCCUUAAUAAGGGAUUUACUGAAGAAGAAAGACAAAAUGCCUUUCAAAGGGCUUGGUUCACUGAAAGAAAGAUUUUUUAACCCGGGAAAGGAAGAGGUGAAGAACACCAUUAGUGACUCGCUGGGGAACCUGAGAAGGAAGAUCGAUGGCACGCACGUGGAGGAGGAGUCCCUCGAGCUGACGGCGGAGGGGCGGCCCGUGGUGGCGGGCGGGCGCCGGCCGGCACAGUGCGAGUGCCGCUGCUGCGGCCUGCCCAAGCGCUACAUCAUCGCCAUCAUGAGCGGCCUGGGCUUCUGCAUCUCCUUCGGCAUCAGGUGCAACCUGGGCGUGGCCAUCGUGGAGAUGGUCAACAACAGCACUGUCUAUGUCGAUGGAAAGCCAGAGCUGCAGACAGCCCAAUUCAACUGGGAUCCAGAGACUGUAGGACUCAUUCAUGGCUCUUUUUUCUGGGGUUACAUUGUGACACAAAUUCCAGGAGGGUUCAUCUCAAACAAAUUGGCUGCUAACAGGGUAUUUGGGGCAGCUAUCUUUCUAACAUCUACACUGAACAUGAUCAUCCCUUCUGCAGCAAGAGUGCAUUAUGGCUGUGUGAUGUUUGUAAGGAUUCUUCAAGGUUUGGUGGAGGGCGUCACGUACCCGGCCUGCCACGGGAUGUGGAGUAAGUGGGCCCCGCCACUGGAGAGGAGCAGGUUGGCUACCACUUCAUUCUGCGGGUCUUACGCAGGUGCGGUGGUGGCCAUGCCCCUGGCAGGUGUGCUGGUACAGUAUAUAGGAUGGUCAUCAGUCUUUUAUAUUUAUGGAAUGUUCGGGAUAGUUUGGUACGUGUUUUGGCUGCUUCACGCCUAUGAGAGCCCUGCUGCACACCCAACAAUAACCAAUGAAGAAAGGAUAUAUAUAGAAACAAGCAUAGGAGAAGGAGCCAGCCUAUCUAAUGCAAGUAAAUUUAGUACUCCCUGGAAGAGAUUUUUCACUUCAAUGCCAGUUUACGCAAUCAUUGUGGCAAACUUCUGCAGAAGCUGGACCUUCUAUUUGCUCCUUAUAAGCCAGCCUGCUUACUUUGAAGAAGUCUUUGGAUUUGCAAUAAGCAAGGUUGGCCUUUUGUCGGCAGUUCCUCACAUGGUCAUGACAAUCAUUGUGCCCAUCGGAGGGCAACUGGCUGACUUCUUAAGGAGCAGGAAAAUCCUAACCACUACCACUGUAAGGAAGGUCAUGAACUGUGGAGGCUUUGGGAUGGAAGCAACCUUGCUUUUGGUGGUUGGUUAUUCUCACACAAAAGGUGUGGCUAUCUCCUUUCUGGUGUUAGCAGUAGGCUUCAGUGGCUUUGCAAUUUCAGGCUUCAAUGUGAAUCACUUGGACAUAGCUCCUCGUUAUGCCAGCAUUCUGAUGGGGAUCUCCAACGGCGUGGGGACGCUGUCGGGAAUGGUGUGCCCACUCAUUGUUGGUGCAAUGACAAAACAUAAGACCCGUGAAGAAUGGCAGAACGUCUUCCUGAUUGCAGCCCUGGUUCAUUACACUGGUGUGAUAUUCUAUGCUAUCUUUGCUUCUGGGGAGAAGCAGGAAUGGGCUGACCCCGAAAACCUCAGUGAAGAGAAAUGUGGCAUAAUUGAUCAGGAUGAACUGGCUGAAGAAACAGAGAUGAACAAUGAAACUUUUGUAAGCCCAAAGAAAACGUAUGGUGCUACCAAUCAAAAUAGUGAAGUACAGAGAAGGGAAUGGAGGAAGCAAAAACAAGUAACUCAAGACAUGGAGGAACAGACUUCUUACCAUUAUGAAAAUGGAAAUUUUCAAGAUUUGUCUUAAUACUUGAAACUGUAAGAUUUGUAUAGCUACUCUCCCAUGACUCCUGCCUAUCUGCCCCAAAUCAACAGGUAUCCAUGUUUAUUGUCUUACUCAAUUAUUUAACAUCUAGUCCUGUGGCUGGAUUUGAGGGGUGACAGUUCCCUCCCAGUGGUGUCUAAGAAGGCUAACAACAAUGGGACUGGGAUAAGUGAUCCUAAAUCCUAUCCCAGCCUGCAUGGGUCAGCCAGCAUGACCUUGGGAGAUCAGCCCUGGCAGGGCUCCUGCCUUAUGCAAGCUGUAGAACUGUAGACUGUAGAAUCAAGGAGUUCCCUCCUCACCUCAUCUGAACAGCGAAAGGACAAGUGAUAUCAGAUGGUGGAUGGGCAGUGAUCUAUGUAAUCCCUGGGUCUCCAAUGGUGUCACAGUCUGUAGGGAGUGGCCCUGCUUUGCCUUUUUAGGAUUCCUGUAGAGUGGCAUUUGAACUGCUUAAUCCAUGUCAAAACACAACCUCAUGCUAAAAGAUAAGAGCAGAGGGAAAAGCAGAUUUAUGACAGUAGGCUGUAAUUAAUUACUAAUAGUCACUCCACAGGGUGGAGAGGAACAUGUGGCAAAGGUGGCACAGGAUUGCUUCAACAGUUCCUACAAAUUGAUUAGCAGAUAUCUUUAUAUGCACACCCCACAGAGUAUGGAAAAGACAAUAAAAUGGAUACUUUAAAAUUUUCUCCCCCUCCAAAGAUUUUGCUCUGGCAUGAAAUAAUUUUGAAUACAAAAUCAUCAUUAGUGACGCAAUAUUAUUAAUCCUUAUGAAAGGAAAUGGAAAUCUUAGCCCUGGUUUGAUUGGGAUUUUCACUCAAUUCAUUAUUGUGAAGUAAUUUGCAUAUAUUUUUCUAGUAUUAUACUGAUAGAGUUCCUGAUCUCAACAGUCCUCGUUUAGGUGAACGAGCUUACUUACAGGAUUAAAGUAUUUAGUUCUUGAUCUGUAAAUUUUCAAUGCCUCAGUCUUGUUCUUGCUAUGAAUGAAGCACUGUACCAUUUGAGAGUUAACAGGGUACCUAUGUAUAAAAGUAAUUAUUCUCUGCCAUUGGUACAUAUUUUACAGUAUAAAGUGGCUUUAGCCUUUUUCUACCAUUUUUAGAAUCUAAAAGUGGAGCAUGCUAUAUCAUCUCAAACUAGUUAGCUGCAACUCAGAGACUCACUGUGGCAUUAAUACUCUUUUCAGAAUGGAUAAUUUCAAUAAGCUGUGAUUUAGUCUCUCAUUAUAACUACUGCCUCAUUAAAUUCAAGUGAAAGCUAUCUUGUCUAGCCUACGCUGUGCUUUGUGAUGUUUCAGUAUUAUUGUUCUCGUGUACCAUAUGCAGCCACUGUGAUGCACAUAAGAUUUGAGCGUUUCUCAGAUCCAUUUUGCUAUUUUGUUGAAGUGCAAUUGAAUAGUAUGAGUGCAAUUACACUUGUACACACAUCUGACUGGAUGAUUUAUCUUCCUUACAAACAGGUAUAUUGGGAAGUUAGCUAAUUCUCUGUUCAUGUCCCUUGUUUCUCUUCUACUCAGCAAAAUCCAAUCUGCAACUGUAUAUGAGUAAGAAGGAAAGUGAGUUCGAUGGAUACAUGCCUAAUUUGACUGCAGUGAAGAAUUUUUAAUUGAUAUGAGCACAUAAUUUAAUGAAAGGGGUAGUUUUAUAGUACAGCUCAAUCCUGUUAAAAACCCCCAGUUUAUUAAUAAGCCAUUCAAAAAAACUUGUCACUUUGUUCUGUUAAGUCAGAAAAUAAUAUUUUUUAAAAAUUCAAAACUUCAUUUUAGCUAGAGUUGCUUAUUUAACUACUGGUAUUUAGAACAGGUAUAAGAAAAAUACCUUAUUUCUUUCAUGUGAUAGCUUUUGGGGAUUUAAUUGGCAGGAACUUGGGUGAAAUAUUCUUAUCAGUCUAUCACAACAGCAGGACCAGCUGCUGUCAAGCUAUUUUGCAACAUCCACCACAAUUUACAAAAGAAAGAGGUCCACUACUUUUUAUAUGUGCAAAACAAACAGCUUCUUCCUCCCUCUCCAGUAACAUAGCAUGCAUAUAACUUGCUACAGGUAGUCUGAUAAGGAAAACCAUAAUAUGAAAGGAUUCAAUAUAAGAAUCUGUGUAAGUAUAAUCUGGUGGAGAAAAUAGAAGAUCAUACAAUGUAUUAUUCUAGAAACAGUAACAUUUGCUUAGAAGCAGCAUCACUUUUCCAGUAAUGAUGAAAGGUAACUUUCCUGUCGUUAAGAGGGAUACAAAGAGAGUGAACGUUGCUGUUGUGACAAAGAACUACAAACAUCCCAACAGUUUGGGAAAUGGCCACCUGGCCCAUGAGGGUUCAGUUGCCUCUCUGGUGAGAGUAGCUGCUAUUUUUUCCUGUUGCAGAUGCACCCCAACUGUCACAAAUGACAAGCCACAGCUCAGUUUAGCAGAAUCCACAAAUAGACUGAUUUAAUUCAGUGGAAGUUUGACCUCAGUGGACAUUUGAGCAUUAAUACAUUGAAAGAAAUGUCUUAAAAACAUCUGGACAAGCUUUUGCAUUUAAAAAACCCCUCUCUUUCUUUUCUAAACUUAACUGUUUGCACUAACCCUAUAUAUAAACUCUUACCAGUUGAAGUUACAUACAUGCCAUAGUGCUUUUCCAGGCACUCACGGGGAGAUGUUUGGGCUUUCUCCCUUUCCUUUUCAUUUGUUUAAAUAUUUCAGGUGCAUUGCUUGAAGUGUAAACAUCAGCACUGGUUGGAAACUAGGUUUUUUUCCUGGAAAUCUCUGCACUUAAUCAAUUCUUUGAUUUACACAGCGGCUUCCACAAUCCUGUAUGACAAAGAAUAAAGACAACCUGUUGAAAACAAACUGACUUCGUAGCUUCAGAUUUGCUGGAUGUUUCUAUCUGCAACUUGCUCCAACAGAAUUGCUAGUGGAGUCUAAGAAAAUACAGUCACUGAGGGUGUUUUCCCUACAAAAUGACUUCCUAAAAUAUGUCAGAACUUGGAACAUUUAAACAGUCAGGGAAACUAGGAUAUCCCACUCAGGCUUCUAAAAAGUCCUAUCUCAAAUAGUAGUGGAUGUGAAUAAUUCAAAUGAUAUUUUUUAUGGAGAAAUAGUAGCCUGAUUACACUUCACUUAUCACGUUGAAUAUUUUUCUGUCCCCAUGUCCAAAAUAAUUUUGCAUCUUUUCAAAUAUGACAGAGGUCAUACAAAUCAGUUUGAUUUAGAAAUGGCUUUCUGAUUGCAGGAGAAAGCAAAAUUUACUUUACAUUGGAAUAAAGAUCUUAAGUAAGCCAGAUUCAGCUCUCCAUUAGUUGAAACGGUAGGAGAGUCCACAGGAAUGAAUUCAAAUCUGAGGAGAAAAAAAGCAGUACAGUAAGUCCCAGGAAUAUGUUGUUCAGUGUUGUUAUCUACUGAUCUCUCUUAACAAAGAAAGCUGUAGCUUUUAUUUCUUUGACAGUUUAUAUUUUUAGACACUACUAGAAAACCAUAUUUAAUGAUAAAUAAUACUUCUAUUUUUGUAAGAGUUAAACAAAAUGCUCCUUGUAGUGAAAAAGGACAAAUUAAUGACAGAAAUUAUUUAAAAAUUCACCUGAAUAGGAAUUUCUCUGGGGAAGUAAUCACUUAGUCCAAAAGAAUGUACAUUAUAGAAUAGAUAAUGUACAUAUAAGAAUAUACAAAUAAGAAUAGAAUUACCUUUGGGGUAAAAUAUGUAACAAGGGCAUCCAGAUAUUAACAAAGCACCAGGAGGAGUCUCAUGUGUAACAUCAUUAACUGAAAGCAAAAAGGUAAAAAUUAACUCAAGGUCAGGCAAAAUGCAUGAAGGCUUCAUGUGUGUUUCCAACUGAUUUCUUUUGACAGUUACAGAGAUCUGUAAGUUUAAUCAUUAUUUUAAGAAACAUUUUAUAAAACACCAUAUUUGUUAUCUUUCUUUUUAUUUUCCAUUGAAGAUCUUAAUUUUAGACUACUAAUUAAUUAUUCCUAUUUUCAGAGAGGAGUAUUUUUUGUGAUUCAAAGAGUAGAAAGGAGAAUAGAGAAAAAGAGAAAGCAAAUUGCAACCACAAGGCCAUGCAGACAGAGGGCUGAGGAUGGAUAAGAAAUCAAUUUUAAAAUCCUGGAAACAGAACUUGAAGUUCUCUAGAUUUUGGAGUUAAAAACCUAUAGGAUGUGCCAAGACCUAAUAUUCUGCAUCAUCCUAGGGUCCAGGGAAUUGAGGUCUCAUGUCAAAGCUCAGGUCUCAUGAAAUCAGGAACAAAGGAGAUAUUAAAAACUCCUCAUUCCUAUGUCUUUCAAAUGCUUAUGUUGGAUUAGAUAAUACUGCUGGAAAGGUAACACUGCUAAUACCAUUGCAGCUCUGUGUGUCCAUGCAGAAGACAAGCUUCCUAGGAAAAAUGCUUUCAACUACUUACUGGUAUCAGUUAUUUCUUAACUUCCAUUUGAUAACAGUGUUCAGCUGUGACAGAAAAAAUUGUCUCUUUUUUAUCUCAACUUGGUUUUGUGUUUAUACUGCUUAGUGUUUAUACUGCUUAUCAUUUAUUUGUCCAUGCAAAAUUACAUAAGUAAAGAAGGAAAUUUAUGUAAGAAAUACAGUAAGAUUGUGCUUCUUCAUGCUGAACUACCUGUCGCAUAAUAAGAGCCAACAUAUUUUUUCCACAGAAUAAUUUAAUAUAAUAGGAAUUUCCACAGGGUAUUUUAAGUCUUGGUCACAAUAAAACUUGACCCAUUUAUUUUGUUGAUCCCAUCCCAUAUUUUCAUGUACUGCCCCUCAAUUUGAUUACUCUAUUGGAUAUCUGCAGUAGCUAACAAACUACUUUUGUUUAUGUAUAACCAUAUUUAUCUGUUCAAUAAACUCAGUGUUCAGACACUUGCUGUACAAUUUUUCACAACUAUUUCCCUGUUUUAGACUUAGUUCUGUCUGCAUGACAAAUUUAGAACUCCUCUGAGCAGGUCAUGGCUGUUUUGUUAAAUAUGCGUCAGGAAAACACUGGAACUCAUGAAAAAUACAUCUCCAUUGGCUCGGAGUUAUAGUUGCCCAGAGGUGUCUGACAGAUCUUUAAAGCAUCAGCAAGGAAGGCAACAUUUGUAAACCAGGAAAUAUUUGAGUACCCCCAAUAAAAAUACCUCUGCUCUCUGAAGCUGACAGUCAUCACCAGAAGCAACAUGCCAGGUGCUUUCUCUUGGCUGGGAAUAACUGUAAUGAACAGCAGCAGAAUUAAUGGGAGAAACUUGCUGAUACAGUGCUUAAGAUAAGGAAAACAGGACUUUCUCUUCUUCUGGGGAGGGGACUUCAGUCCCAUCUGCUUGUUCCCUGCACCUCCUCUGAUAUGUAAUCAAAAGAAAAAUGUCUGCAGGUCCUGAGAGACCCCAUUUAUUUCUUGGCAGUGAUCAGUUGUGUAGUUUGUACUGGUACAAAUCUGCAGGGGGCUGGAAGUGGUUUAUGGGCUCUUGCUGAUUUAUGUUGGGCAAGGGGAAAUUAUAGCACUAACAUGAAACUUGAAUUUAAGUGUGAAAGAGAUUAACAUUAAAGAUGAAUAAGUGAAGGACAAUCAGUGUGAAUGGAUGUAAUAUUACUUUUGUGGAAUAAUGCUGCUGUGUGGAGCAGACAUGGGCAACUGGGAGUAACUCCAGCAGGUAGGUUUUCUCUCAACAAGGGAGUGUAAUGGAAUUACCUCUGUCCUGCACUCUUCACUUCCCAUUUCCCAGUGCCCUUUACUGGCUGCAGGUUUACCUGCUACAGUCCUUGGAUGGAGUGCAGAAAAGUGCUGCAAUCACACCAGACCCCUACCUUUACCUUGUAUUUUCUUGUUUUCAUGAGUGGCUUCCCUUGACCCUUGCUAACCGAUGGAAUGGUGAACGAGAAACCAGGGCAACCCAAAGUCAAAAUUAGCCAGGGUUUACAUUUUAGCAUAUUCCUUAUUUUAUUUUAUUUUAUUUUAUUUUAUUUUAUUUUAUUUUAUUUUAUUUUAUUUUAUUUUAUUUUAUUUUAUUUUAUUUUAUUUUAUUUUAUUUUAUUUUAUUUUAUUUUAUU